This is a messenger RNA of Fusarium keratoplasticum, 1188 nucleotides long. RefSeq lists its product as uncharacterized. Bases 1 to 1188 code for a protein of 395 amino acids. The record is from RefSeq and is a predicted model, not a curated record. The transcript is spliced from 3 exons. NCBI's taxonomy places the organism in Eukaryota, Fungi, Ascomycota, Sordariomycetes, Hypocreales, Nectriaceae.
AUGUCUCCCGAUCACGGAUCGUCGCGGUCGCGACGGGGAGUUUGGAGCCACUGGGUGCCCCUCGCAGUUACUCUCACGGUCGCGACUGUGGGUGUAGCAGCUUGGGUAUGGAGCCAACGAAAGGACGAAGAUGAAGACGAGCACCUUGCCGGACUCGACUACGACAACCAAGCUUAUGGUAGCGGCCAGGCUCGCCGCUCGGGGGACUUGGGUCGGGGCGAUACUAGAGGACCGGAGAAAGGACCGCAAUCCGAAGAACAGACUCACGGCAUUAGGCAGGUGGAUGAAGAAGCAACAAGCUCUGGAGGCUGGCGACAGUUCAUCGACUCGACAGGUAAGAGUGUAGCCGCCGGCGUCGCAGCUACAGGCACAGCCAUGGGCAAAGCCUUGGCCUCAAUUCGCGAAGAAGACAAGAGUCAAUAUGGCGAUGGCAACCCCUGGCAGGAGGAAGCAGAUGCUAAGAGAGAACGAGCGCCUGCGACGGCACCCUCGCCCCUCGUUGGUGGCAAGCGACGCAAGACUGUCGCUAUAGUAGUCUCUGCCGAUACUCAGAUUGGACCCGAGGAUGACGACCCAUUCCACGAGCACGCGUCUAUCUUGUCGCACAUUCCCCGACACAACGACUUUUCCAAAGUCAAGGUCUUUGUUUUGAUCUACGCUCCAGGUCUGAAGGACACUACAGUGGAUACUGCUACGAGUAACCUUCCACCAGCUUCACUCAGCUCUUCAUUUUCUAACAUCGGACACGAUCAAGCUCAAACUCCUGGCGAGGAAGUGAAGAACCCCAUGUCUUCUGGAAGCCCUGGGUUCAACUCUGUUUACUCGCAGGCUUUGGCUCUGGUUGAGAAGGAGACCAUGGUUCUCCCUUUCACCACGCCCAAUGGCCAUGUUCACAUCCUCCGUCAUCUUCAGCCGGAGGUCAUCUACCUCCAGAAGGCCCUGUCUGGAGAAGACGGCAGCACCAUCACAACUCUCCAGACCUGGCUUCGUCACGAUGUCAUCCUCGUUGUUGGGGCCGACGGUGGCUCUGGUGGUCUGGCAGAUAGUGAGUCGGAAGCUGAGAGAGCUGGAAAGAGCCAGGAGUGGUGGCAGAGGCCUGAGAGAGUUGGCCGAGGACGCGGCGUGGUGGUUGUUGAUAGCACUAGGCUAAACGACGACUGGGCACGCCGAGUUCAGGGCCAGGAGUGA